Messenger RNA from Seriola aureovittata, 4155 nucleotides. Its product is annotated as homeobox protein Dlx3b-like. The coding region runs from base 1038 to 2006 and encodes 322 amino acids. Gene Ontology annotation, biological process: embryo development; regulation of transcription by RNA polymerase II; epithelial cell differentiation. Gene Ontology annotation, molecular function: DNA-binding transcription factor activity, RNA polymerase II-specific; RNA polymerase II cis-regulatory region sequence-specific DNA binding. The record is from RefSeq and is a predicted model, not a curated record. Lineage: Eukaryota; Metazoa; Chordata; Actinopteri; Carangiformes; Carangidae. The transcript is spliced from 3 exons.
CACAAGCCUACAGCAAACAGAAGACUCAACAGUGACAGUGUGCGGUUGACAUGGACAGUCACAGGUUUCCAUAGUGACAUCUGGCGGUCAGAUUAUGUCACUCACCUUUGAGGGAGAUGGAAAUUUCACCACCUGUAUUUUCUGUUGCAGUUCAUGGGACCUGUAGUUUGAAAACAAGAAAAGCUUUUCUCUUCCAAACAGAAACUGAAAACUGCAGAGCAAAAAAUUAUUUCAUAACACAUGUGGGGCACGUGCAGCCAGCUUUAUCUUUACAGUGAGGUGCUGUACUAAAGUUUGACUCCUUGUUUAUCACCACUGUGUUUCCCCACAGUUUUAUACACCUGAAGUUUAUUGUAGAUUUACUGUGCGCUAUUUCUCCUCCCUGAGGCAUGGGAGAAGCCCGGGGCCCGAGUCUACACACGUAUUGAGGGACAAGCCUUUCCUGAAAUAAGCCUUAAUUAACUGUAAAUAACUCGCAACAUGGGUCGACGGCAGCACUUGGCUCCGCAUCUGCAUUUGAAUGGGAGGCAGCAGUGUAAAGCUUAUGCGUAAACACUGCUUAUCACAACACCAUUAUGCAUGGCUCGGUUGGUAAAUCUUUAGUCUGUUGAGAGUCUCGGAUGUUGUUGAGCCUCCAAGAUGCGUCCAAGUAAAUGUUAGUUAGAGGACUUUACGGGCUUGCCAACUGUUUAUGCGCUCCGGUGCAGGCCCGAGGAGAGGCUUACUGGAGGUUUCUGUGGGGAGAAGAGGGAGCCAGACAGGCGACAGUCAGCGCUGUCUUGGCCUCAGGGCAGAGGCAGGGAGCGAGCAGGCGAACCAAUGAGAAGGAGACAUCCACUCCCCUCAGUCCUGCCCGGCUUGGCUCAGCUCGGCGCGCCCUGUAAUUAGGAGCUCUAGUUGGGUUGGGCGCCGCCACGGUGGACAGCCUGGCUGCUGCGUCAAGGGAGUUUGGGAACGCCAACUCCAGACUGCGUGUGGAUUUCUGAACACUCCUGGUUUCCAGUUUAGAGCAAACACUAGAGGAAAAACUCCUGAGAAUGAACGGGCAGCCCUCACCUGUCUUCGAGGAGAAGAAACCUUCGCUCCCCGUGGCUGGGAGCUCCAUCUCGGCCACCAAGGAUUCCCCGACCCUGCCGGAGUCCUCAUCCACAGACAUGGGCUUCUACAGCGGCCAGAGCGCGCUCCACGGUUCGCAGGAUUUCUACCAGGCACAGCAGCCGUACUCAGCUCAGCACAUGAACCCGUACGCAUACCACCACUAUAACCUGAACGGGAUGGGUCCCGGCGGCGCGUACCCAGUGGGCAAAGCAGAAUACCCGUACCCUCAUGCAACGUACAGAGAGCACGGUGCCUUCAGCAGGGAGGUGCAGGCAGUGAUGCAGGACACUGUGAAAGAAGAACCAGACAUGGAGGUCCGGAUGGUCAAUGGGAAGCCCAAGAAGGUGCGCAAGCCCCGGACCAUCUACUCCAGCUACCAGCUGGCAGUCCUGCAGAGGAGAUUCCAGUCGGCCCAGUACCUGGCCCUGCCGGAGCGGGCUGAGCUGGCUGCACAGCUGGGCCUCACACAGACACAGGUCAAAAUUUGGUUCCAGAACCGUCGCUCCAAGUUUAAGAAGCUCUACAAGAACGGAGAGUUUCCACUCGGGGAAAUUCCUCUUGAACACAGUCCGGACGCUAGCGACUCCAUGGCCUGUAACUCCCCUCCAUCGCCAGCUGUGUGGGAAAACGGCAACAACAGCAACAACACCAGCAACAACACCACCAGCAGCGGCAACACAAACAGCAGCGGCAGCAUCAAGAAUAAUGCAAUGCUGGAUCCCACCAGCAGGGGGCAGGGCUCAUAUCAGCCUCCAGUUGAUUCCUCGCCCACCUACAUGGGGGAGUACACACACCAGAACUGGUACCACCAGCAGGGUGCACAUUUAGGUCUACCAGCGGGGGGCCCGACGCACCAUACGCCAUCGACAGCACCAUCAGCCGCACAGAGCAUGGGAGCCGUUUACUGAAACAUGUUCUUGAAGUGCUGCUGUGACCAAGAAACACCUGACAGUGGUCAUCAGACACGAGUCAUGACUGUAAAACCUGACACAUGUUGUAAAACAGGCUUUUCUGCUGUAGAAGUGGACUGAAAAUAAGUGCUGGUCUCAGUCACCCUGUUGUCCUCAUCUCCGAACUUUAGAAACUCAUAACAUCGAGGUUGUAACAGAGCUUAGGGUGCUGGGGCUGAUACUGACAUUUGUAUUUGAAGUCACUGAUAAUAUUUUGUAUAUUUAAUAUUUUAAAUAUGACCAAAUCUUCCUUCUGAAAAAGGCCUUUGACACAGCAUUUUGACAGUAAAACUGAAUACUACUGAAAUUCUAAAGACACCAUCACAGGAAACUGUAACAUACAUCGGGCUUUAAAUUUAGAAAACGGGACCAUUUGAUGUGGCUAGUUAAAGGUGGACAAGAGUGAAAGGCUGAUAACCUUAUAAAAUAAAAAAUCGAUAUCAGCCCAACUGGAGACUCAAAUGAACCAUGAGAGGGUUUUUUCUUGAUAGCAAAAUUUAAAUUCAGUCAGUUUCCACUAGGAUGAACAUCAUGGACUGAAGAACACAACCAAACAAUAUUUAUGUCCAUAUACUUUUUUUGUGUGAAUUUUUUUAUUUUUUCUUUGUUGACAACACAUGGCUGUGACAGGCAAAAGUAAAACUGUGUGUGAAAGUGAAGAGCUCCAACCUGUGAGCUCAGUGUUGAGGCGAGGCUGGGAUUAAAAACAACAAUGGGCACGAACGUCACAUAGAGCCAAGUUAAACCCUGGGUUUACAGUUGAACUUUUAAUUUCAUGUCAUCUAGAUUAGGGUUGAAUAGAGCAAACAUGGCUGCCAUAUUUUUCCUGCUUGUGUGUUUUUGUGUCCUGAGUCUGCAGCUUAGUUCUUGGUACACGUACUAAUCCAGGAUACUAUAAUUAUUAUGACUUUGUAAGGGGGGAACUCCACUGGUUUUACACAUCAGUCUGUUUGCAUGUGUCGGGGAGUUCUACUGCACUGUUUUUUUUUUUUUAAACUGUCCACUGUUACAGGAGUGUGAGGGGCCUUUAAAAGCAGAUUCCACAUGCACAAAGGUGUUCACACUCAGUUCUUCUCUCCCGCCUGAGCUGAUGUUUUAUAGUCAGUGUGAAAGUCAGACCACAUGGACCCCAAUUGGAUCCAAGGGCAAGUGAUGUGAAUUUGACGACUUGUGUGUAAUUAGUCGGUGUCGCUACGAGAGUUUCUCCAAAUAUCAUCAGGCAGCAGUUUGGCUCAACCAGUUUUGGGAUGAAGCACAAUGACGCAGUGAUGGAAACAAAGCAGAACCAACUCAUCUGAUUUAUAAAGAUAAUCUUGGUAAAAACUUAUAGGUGUAUGUCAAACCAGGCAUGCGUUCAAAAUGUGAUGUAACUGUUAUUAUGUUAUGCAGCAUUGUUAGGCCCCUUUGGUUUGAGAUGACAUCCUCAAAUAUCUCAUCAAAGAGUAAAAGUUAUAUCUGUGAUCAAUGUGAUCACCGUAAACUACUUGGCCUGUGCUACUCCCUCUCCUCAGUGAUUAUAGAAACCUAUCAGCGAUCCAUCCAGACAACUAUUAUUCCCACCCCCCAAAAAAAUUAUAAUAUCAUAUUUGAUGGAUUCUUUCUUUGUUUUUAUGUUUUCUUUAAAGUUCAAGGUCCCUGCAGGGAUUUAAAGUGUCCACAGAAAUGCCUUUUACACUUCAUGUCGCUACUUUUUAAUGCAUGUUUUCUGUUAAAACUGUAUAAUAUUUGACCCUAAACUGAGGUAACCUUAAUGAUGUCAGUAUGAAAUCAUCAGGGUAAUUUUCUCAGGCCUAACAAAGACAUUACAUAACUGUUUACACAAGCUGUGUAAGACUCCCCAUGUCGAGUAAUCUGAUCUUUAAGUGUGAAAUUGUUUGAAGUGGCCCUUUAAUUCCUUCUCACAGACACUACACGGUCCUAUAAAACGUCUAUAAGAAUCACUAUCAAUAAUAAAUGAUAGUGCUAGUUGGUGCUUCAACAUCUGAAAAAUAAGUUGCAUAUAUUGUAUUAACAUGCUGUACUCAGGUUUUUUAUUUAUGGAGUCAACUGUAGAUCAAAAGUGGUGCAACACACAUUUGUUUUUCAGAAUAAAAUGUCUCUAUUUGAA